This is a messenger RNA of Linum trigynum, 2451 nucleotides long. The record is from the annotation of a GenBank genome assembly. Lineage: Eukaryota; Viridiplantae; Streptophyta; Magnoliopsida; Malpighiales; Linaceae.
CUUCUCCAUUUAUACUUCAAAAAUUAAAAUUUCUGGACUUCUUAUGCUUCCAAAUUAGCACCCUGCAUACCAGCGCAUUCUUUCCCGCCUUUUUCAAUUCCGGAGCUAUUCUUGUUCAAUUAAUUUUUUUUUCCAACUCUGGAUUUAGCUACUUUUGCUCCAAAGAAUAAACAUUAACCAUGAUAACCAUUUUUAUAGAUGUUAAAAAUAAAAAUAAAAAAUAUGGUAGCAAUCGCAUAUUCAUGAGUCACGCUCUUAUACUACAGAGUUACUAAACUAUAACUCAUGUAUAACCAUAACUUAUAGAGUAUAUUUAAACCAAACUAUUCCAAUAUUGAUUAGUUUUAUACCAUCAUAUUACACAACAAUUUCAUGUAUCGUGAUCCACAAACCAAAUUAUCUUAGCGAAAACAUUUGUCUACCGGCCAGUUAAUGGCCCAGCUCAAAGCAAGUAGAAUGAUACCCUCUUUGGCCCUAGCCAGCAGCUAAUUAUUGAACUAUGUUAUGAAAUUAUUAAUGAUUUUUAUUGGCUUUUGGAACCACAAGUACAUAGAAGACGAGUUACUAGUCAAUUAUAUGGAUGGAUGGAUGGACGGAAGUCGGAACAUAAAUAAUUCUAGUGUAUCCUCUCAUUCGGCGGUUCUCCGUUAAUCACCCACGAACACUAGUUUACUUCUUGAUGAAUUGAACGCUAAAUCAAUCAUGUGAUUAAAAUAGGGAAAUGGGUCCAAAUCAAAAGGUUUUGUCAGUCACGUUGAUAUGAAUCACCCUUCAACUUCCACAAUCUGAAUGCAAUCAGCUCACUAUUUCUAUGUAAUGGUUGAUCGAUCCCCUGCCCUGGCUCUGUUGCUGUAUAUAAAAGCAGAGCAUGUCCGCCCUUAAGAGAAGUCACAAAUCCUCUCUUCUAUUUCAUCAUAUACCUCACUAAUUAGAAGCUCCCAAGCAUUCCCCAGAUGGCGGUCCUCGAUAACAAGUUGUUCUUCCUAGCUUCCAUCUUCAUUCUAGGAGCUCUGGCUUCUCAAUCCAUGGCACGCUACGCUCCUCAUGAGGCCGCCAUGCGCCUUAGGCACGAGCAAUGGAUGGCUCGUUACGGGCGAGUUUACGGGAGUGCCAACGAGAAGGAGGCACGGUACCAAAUAUUCAAGGACAAUGCAGCUCUGGUCGACUCGUUCAAUGCCGCAGGAGACAAGCCUUACAAGCUAGGUACCAACCAGUUUGCUGAUCUGACGAACGAGGAGUUCAGAACAACUAGAAACAGGUUCAAGGGCCACAUAUGCUCUGCGCAACAAGGACCAUUUAGGUACGAGAAUGUGACUGCAGUGCCAACCACCAUGGACUGGAGGAAGAAGGGAGCCGUCACUCCAAUGAAAGACCAAGGCCAAUGCGGAAGCUGCUGGGCAUUUUCUGCUGUUGGGGCCAUGGAAGGGAUCACUCAGCUUAGUACCGGCAAAUUGGUAUCCCUUUCGGAGCAAGAAUUGGUUGAUUGUGACACCAAGGGAGAUGACCAGGGUUGCAGCGGCGGAUUGAUGGAUGACGCCUUCAAAUUCAUCAUCGCGAACAAGGGUUUGACCACUGAGGCCAAUUACCCAUACAGUGCUGCCGAUGGGUCCUGCAGUGCUAGCAAAGAAGGCAAUCACGCGGCUACAAUCAAGGGGUAUGAAGAUGUGCCAGCCAACAGCGAAUCUGCAUUGCUCAAGGCGGUAGCUAGUCAACCGAUUUCUGUGGCGAUCGAUGCAGGGGAUUCCUCGUUCCAACUCUACGAGAGCGGGAUCUUCACCGGAGAAUGUGGGACUGAAUUGGACCAUGGAGUGACCGCUGUCGGCUAUGGUGAGAGCGGCGGGAUGAAGUACUGGCUUAUCAAGAACUCAUGGGGAGCUCAAUGGGGAGAGGAAGGAUAUAUCCGAAUGCAGAGAGAUAUUCCUGCGAAAGAAGGCAUAUGUGGAAUUGCGAUGCAAGCUUCUUACCCUACUGCCUAAAACCAAAGCUUUCUACUCAGCAUGCUCUACUUGAUGCAUGUAUUUAUGCUUGUGAGGUAGCUUUGUGAAGUCCUUUAAUGUAACUAUGUAUUAUAUACUUGUUGAUGUUGUUGUUCAUUGUUGUCUCCUCAAAAUCAAAGGGUAUGGCUUCUAUGUCUAUACCAUCCUUCAAUGUACUUUAUUUUGUAAAUCUAUAUGUAUAGUAAUCAAGAUGUGUUCCUUUUGUUGGAUUGUUUGUGUCUCUUUACAUUUGCAUUUUUUAUGGUCCUUUUUAAGGUAUUUUUUUACCGUAUGAUAUAUAGUUGCAACUUGCAUGUCUAUGGCAAUUGGCAAGUUGGGACAAGAUGAAGCACUUAAUGGACUUCGUCGCUAAAAUAUGUUGGAGCCUAGUUAUGACGAGAGACUUGUUUGUUGUUUUUAUUUGUACUUUUGUGUUCAUGGCUUUAGCUUAGGCUAAUGAAAGCAACAUUCACCU